Messenger RNA from Symbiodinium sp. CCMP2456, 336 nucleotides. Lineage: Eukaryota; Dinophyceae; Suessiales; Symbiodiniaceae. The record is from the annotation of a GenBank genome assembly.
GCAGCUGUGGCUUCCAAGCCUUCGCCUGAAGCGGCCUUGGCGGAGGAUGUUCGCGGGUCUCGGAAGGAGGCUCAGGUCAGCCAUGAGGCUUCCGGAUCCUCGUGUCGAGAGAGAGGAUCCUCGGGGAGCCAGCCUUCGGCAAGCGCCGGCGGGACUGCAGCCGCCGUGUUCACGGACGGGUCGUCGAUAAGUUCGGAGAGCCGCUCAGGCGACCCACCCGGCCCAUACAGACCUGGGCCACAAGUACGUGCAAGAGGCGCUUCAGCUUCCAGUGCAGAUGCAGCGAGCAAGCCGCUGGAAACGGAAGGGAGCAGCUCCAUUUCUUCGUCCUGGGAG